AUGACAAACGUCUGUGCCGUCCCAUCGGUGAACGGCAAAUCGCUGCCAGUGGCAGUGACGACGUCGUCGAGUUGCCUAACACAAGGCAUCACCGCGGCACACAACUUUGAGGUGAUCAACUUCUCGCUGCUUGAAGGCAUGGGCGUCGGCAAGUUCAUCAGCUCGAGGAACUUCCGUGUUGGCGGUUAUGACUGGAACAUCAAGCUCUACGCAGACGGGAGCACGUCGGAGCAUAAAGAUAAACCCAGCGUGCUGCAGGACCUGGCGAGCAUGAUCAGGGACGGGGACGGCGCGGACGUGACGUUCGUCGUAGGCGGGCGGUCGUUCCCGGCACACCGGUGUGAGCUCGCCGUGAGGUCCGCGGUGUUCAGGGCGGAGCUCUUCGGCCCCAUGAAGGAGAAGGCCGCAACGCGCGUCAAGGUCGACGACAUGGAGCCUUUCAUCUUCGAGGCGCCGCUUCACUCCGUGUACACGGACACUCUGCCGGACGGUGACGGUGGCAUUGCCACGGACGACGACAAGGACAGGAAUGUGCCGAUGCAGCACCUGUUGGUGGCCGCGGAUCGGUAUGGGCUGGACAGGCUGAGGCUCAUGUGCGAGGUGGGGAUGUGCCGUAGCAUCGACGCGGACACGGUGGCGACUACUCUGGCUUUAGCCGAGCAGCACCGCUGCAUGCAGCUCAAGAAUGCUUGUCUUGGAUCCAUAGCUUCGCGGGGCAUGCUUGGUGCUGUCGUGCAGACCAGUGGGUUCUGUCAUCUCGUCGAGAGCUGCCCUUUGGUUCUAUUGGAGAUUUUGGACAAGCUAGCUUCUCUAGGAAUCUAG
Miscanthus lutarioriparius is the source of this 822-nucleotide messenger RNA. Lineage: Eukaryota; Viridiplantae; Streptophyta; Magnoliopsida; Poales; Poaceae. The record is from the annotation of a GenBank genome assembly.